Varanus komodoensis (Komodo dragon) is the source of this 6575-nucleotide messenger RNA. RefSeq names its product zinc finger protein 740 (gene ZNF740). Bases 708 to 1277 code for a protein of 189 amino acids. Gene Ontology annotation, biological process: regulation of transcription by RNA polymerase II. The record is from RefSeq and is a predicted model, not a curated record. The transcript has 8 exons. NCBI's taxonomy places the organism in Eukaryota, Metazoa, Chordata, Lepidosauria, Squamata, Varanidae. Gene Ontology annotation, cellular component: nucleus. Gene Ontology annotation, molecular function: RNA polymerase II cis-regulatory region sequence-specific DNA binding; DNA-binding transcription factor activity, RNA polymerase II-specific.
GGACGGCAGCAGUGGCGCCUGGGCUUGCACUGGUCUCCCCGGGAGCUGGGGAGCUGGAGCGACGGGAGCGGAGUCAGGAUGCAGCUCAAAUAAACAAAGAAACCACAGGAUGAUGCUGCAUGCAAGAGACGGCUACAGGUGAAAAGCAAAGUGGAUGUGACACCAAAAGGUCCACGUGUCCGACUGUUUGCUCGUUUUCUCUUAUACCUUGAAUGGCCUCCUGACACAUCUGCUUGAAUCAUCUUCUCUUUGUUCAAGGCCUAUCUCAAAACCUAUUUUUGUUAUGGAGCAAAGGAAAAAGGCCCACAAUGGCUAGUAUCCUUUAGCUAGCCAUGUGGACUCAAGAAGACCAGGAACUGUUUUGGUUUUUUCCCCCCUAUGAAAACAUGCAAGGAGUUGCACCUAAAGUUUUCAGCCCCAGAUGCAACUGAGACUUCAAUCCUGCAACCAUUUACUCAGGAGUUCAUCCUCUGAACUCAGGGAUGAUUUCUGUCUAGGUGGACAGUGGAAGAGGAGACACAGCGAUACCGUGGCAGCUGUGCAAGGAGGACUUCAGCAUCCUUUCUCCAGAGAGGGCCAUCCUGAAGGGGGAUUUAGGUUUGGGGUGACUCAUCCACAAGAACAGCACAGUCUGUAACUUUCCUCAGCUUUUAACAAGGCUGAGGAAACUUGCUGCACACCAUUCUGGGCUCUCCAACUCCAGAAAGAUGUCAACAAAGUGGAAGGCAAGUCUCCUGGCCUGUGAGGGACUCUCCGGGGUUUGUCUUGUGCCAACGGUUGCCAGCAAGAAGAUGAUGCCAAAGCAAAGCUCUAAACAGGUGGAGAACGGAGAGAGAGGGGCUGCACCAGACAUGCUGGGUCAUCGCAAGGAAAAUGAGAAGUCACGCAGCAGGAAAGAAGAGGAAGCAACAGAAGGUUCGCAACCCAAAAAGUCCCUUAAAAAGGUAGUGGUGAUUGAACAGAAUGGAUCCUUCCAGCUCCGGAUCCCCAAGAACUUUAUUUGUGAGCACUGCUAUGGUGCCUUCCGAAGCAGCUACCACCUCAAGAGGCACAUCCUGAUCCAUACGGGUGAGAAGCCAUUUGAGUGCGAUGUAUGUGACAUGCGCUUCAUCCAGAAAUACCACCUGGAGCGCCACAAGCGUGUGCACAGUGGGGAGAAGCCAUACCAGUGUGAGCGCUGCCUGCAGAGCUUCUCCAGGACAGACCGGCUGCUGAGACAUAAGCGAAUGUGCCAAGGUUGCCCCAGCAAAGCAUCCGACUCACAGCUGCUACUUUAGGGGUAGGCCAGGAAGGGGUAUUUAGAAAGAGAUGGGAAGCCAGCAGGAUUCUCUGGGUCCCUUUGUUCAUUGUUUUGGUUUUUGCGCUUGUGUUUGCCCACUUGGCCUACCCCCGUGGCAGGCGUAUAGCUGAGCAGAGCACAGACUUUGAGACAAGGUCUUGACACUGUAAAUAAAUUGAGGAUGAACUGUGGCUGGCUCUCAGCCAGCAGAAGUCUCUUGCGGUUGUGGAUAAACUUUGGGUGCGUGCUUUGUUUUUGUUGAAGACAUCACCAUUUGCCUCCGGAAAGGCUUUGAGAGAAUGGCUGGGCCUCCUUGCUGCAAGUUCUCAUGAUGAAGUUCAGAGCUCUUGAUUGGCGUAUGAUAUGCCUGCUUGCCCAACCUUUGGGCCUAUGAAGAUGGGAGAAGAACAGGCAAAUCAUUUUGUUUUUUUAAAGCGUAAUUAAAAAAGAGAAAAUAAUCAAGCACCAGACUGUUUUACAGAGCCAGCACUCAAACGCAACGGAUAUCAGAGACUGGUUAUCAGCAGAAAAAGGAAUCUUCCAGGUGUCAUGGGAGUCCAUCUCAUCUGAACUUUGAUAUGAGGUCUGCAGGACCUUUCUUAUUUUCUACAGUCUCUGGGUUUGUGGUUAAGUUCCUUUUGUGACCUUUAGGUUUCAAGAAACAAGAUGUGGAAAGUGUGGUCUAUCUGAUAGGAGCCUGUAGAAGUUCACCUUCCAUUUGUUACCACUGCAAGAUCCAAGACAUGAUGCUGAUGAGCUCCGACUGGUUGGAAGAACACAUCUGGCUACUUCCAGUGAAGGAAGGAACUUCUGAUUUUUUUAUCAGAAAUUACUCCUGUCUCCCUUCCCUUCCAGAUAUUCAGACAUGCAGAAUCCAUGUAUGCAAAGUUACUGCUCUUGUCCAAUGUGAAUUCUCUUUUUCCUAGUGAAAUGAGAUGGCUGUAGUCCAGGGUCACAAUCUUAAGGUCUUCCUCUGGUGGUAUGGAGCAAUAAUUUUGGGGGGGGUUGCAUGAAGAAAGAAUUCAGACCUCUAUAUGAACCUAAGAACUAGACAUUUGGGGACCAAGGACCAGCAUGCCCUCGAUUAUUAAAUCAGUUUAUGCUACCUUGAGCCAGACAAAGUCUUAUGUCUGUCUUAGGAAAACCAUGACCCAAGAGAGUGAAAGAUCUUUGAUUACUCUUACCCACUUAGCUGAAACUGAAAAAGAAAUUUCUUUCCAAAAGAAUAUGCAAUUCUGUCCAAAGUUGUUUUCUCUGCAACCAAGAGUAAGACAUCUGUACAGUAAACAUAACUCUCCAAAUACCUGGCAUUCAUAAAGGGGUGUCUCUGUGUGUAGGGAUGGGUGGCCACCUGAUCCUACCCCAUAAUUUGUCCCGUAAGCAGGAUUUCCCCUCUCCUUCCACCCAUCCUGACAUCUUCUUCCCACUCAUCUAGUGCUACAAGCCAGGUUUGGAGACCAGUAUCAGUAGAAGAUUUGCUUUCCCUGGAGUUCAUGUUGCACAGAGAGGAGGAAAGAAAGAAUGCACACACUGUUGCAAGCUUAAGUGUCCCGUCUCCACACCAGUGUGUGCUGGAAAGGUUCUUGCAAAUAGGGGAGGACCUAUUGAUUUUAGGUGAUCUAAAAUCAGUAGUUUUCUCCAAAAGUACAGCCCCCUGGUGUGUACCAGCAACAGGUGCUGCUUUACUGCAGGAGCUGAGCUAAAACACAACACUUACUAACUUGGAGAGAUCAUAUUUUAUUACACCCUUGGUAAUUUCCUCAAAGACUGUCUCCUGGGUGUACUUUGUUUCUUAGACCCUCUUGUACCUGAUUCCUCAUUGGAGCACUAUAUGGGAGAUUUUUUAAAAAAAUACUAAUAAUUAAGCAUUUUUACUUAUCAUGCUUGAUAGCCUAUCAUGUGGCUUCCAAUGACUUUCAGUCCAGGGAGCUGUCCAGCUCCACACCUGCUUAAUGUUGUGGUUUCAGAUGUUCCCAGUUUAUGAGAGGACCCCCUCCCCCAUUUGAAGGAGUUUGAAUACGGUUUGGCCCUCUGGAUAGGUAAAAUGGCAAGUGGAACAGAAGGAACCAUAGGUCCAGUGGUCCUGAUGCAUGGUGAGCAGUAUGCUGAAUUUUAAAACUGUUUCCGACCUUACUGGUUGCUUCUCUGAUCAGGUGUUGAAGCAGAUCCAAGAGAGAACUUUUCAAGUUCUUUUUUUCCUCCUUUGUGUAUAGUAGGACAGCCAGUGUUGUUUCACUCCCCCUCCCCCUUUAAAUAGGUCAAAUGGGGAAAUUACCCCAUUUUAGCUGAAAUUAGUAACAUCGCCUUUUGUUCAGCUUUUCUUUGUACUGAAUGAUUAGGAUGCCUGAUUUUAGUGUAACUGCAGAUUGUAGCCUUUUGCUAUUUUGGUGAGCCACCAAAGGUUAAAGAAAGUGGGCAUACGAGCACAAGUAUUGGCCGAUCCAGUGUGUUUUCUAUGUAUUUGUGGUGUAGAAGGCUGGAGAACCAGCACACUUUAAUCUGUAAACUUAUUUGUUCAGAAGUUUUUCCCCUGUGAAGAACCAUUAUAUACAAAACAGUCUGAAAUGCACUGGUUCAGUAAAUAAUUGUUCUCAUUUACCACCUUGUGCUUUUACCCUUGGCCUUUUCAGAGUUGCUGUUUUGUUGGAUACUGUUUUGGUGGGAUAAGCCAAAAAAAAAAAGAGUCAUGAAGAAAUUGAAGGUCUUUAGAAAAAGUUUUUUGUUUUGGUUUUUUUGAGAGAGAGAGAGCACAACCAUAUGGCUUUCUUGCAACUUUUUGGGACCUCCUUUCCUCAAACAAAAGCAGAGAAUUGUGAGUUAGAAAAUACCUCGUGCCACAGUUCCAGGGGGAAGCAGCAGUGUGUUAAAUUUAGACAGGCUUGCUCAAACAGGAAAAGCCUCUUAAUCAAACACCAGGCAAUGCUGUGCUGCCCUUUUCUGGUUAAUCCUCUGGCAUUGAUCCAUGGGUAAUUGAGACAUAGCAUUACAAAGCCUCUCCAGUGUUGCUGGUCACUUCCCUGUUCAGCUGACUGGAUGUCUAGCUCUCCAGAGUGAACUGCCUGCCUUGUGCUGCCAGGUCACUCGUGUGCCAGACAGGGCAACGACCCGCCAUUGCUUAGAUCCCUUGGAAGCACGUGUGACUUCUGCUGUACAGACCAGAUUUUUGGUGGGACUGCCUGCCCUCCAAACUGCUGCUUGUAGGAAAUGGGGAGGCUGUUAACAUUGUAUGUUCUCCUGUUACCCUUGGCCAAUGUGGCCUUGAUCUAGUUUUCAUUCAGCAGGCCAACAAAAGAGCACUGUUCUUGUUCUGGCUGAUACGUGAUAGAGCGCUGCCUCGGCUCUGUGAUCAGCCCUCUCUGCUCUCUUAGGAGCUUGAAGGCAUGGAAAUAGUUUACACCAAAUGUUGACGCGCACGUGAUUUUUGCAGCUGAGGUUUUUCUCAGAACCUGGCUGGUAUGUAGAAAGGAAGGGAUAAGGGAGAAGGCAAACAGACGGCAUAGCUCAUUGGGUAAGUAGGUAGGACGUCACUUCUUUUCAUCUGGCACCCAUCUUGGCAUGCAGCCAGCUUGCAGUGCCUCUGCUGCUGCAGAUCACCCGUUCCACUUGAUCCCAGUGAAUCAGUGAAUUGUUUGCAAGGCGGGAUGCUCUGUACAUGCACCUCUCAUGUUCAUGUGUUCUGUAAGGAUGCUUUCUAUAAAUGGAGGUUGCAGACCUUUCAGGUGCGUAGGAACAAAAUGCUUUGGGGAAGUACUGAAAAACCAGUCCCCUUUGUUUAAGGGACUUCACUUGGUUUCCAUUUUUUGUUCUGGAGUGGGUAACUAGGGUAAUUAACAGAAUAUCAUGGUAAAGCUUUUUUCUAGGUGGUACUACUGAAAGAAAUGCUGCCCUGCAUGCAGAAAUCUGGCAUGUCAGGAGAAGAGGGUGCAUCCUAAGCUCUCUAAUGUAGUACUGGCAGGAAGCUCAUUCUGAUCUCUCCCAGUUAGUCCCUCUGUGAAGUGCUUUCAUGAGUAAAGUGAUUCAAGCACCUCAACAUUGGUAAUUUAUACAGAAUUUGUUGUCUGGCUGUUGGCAGGUAGUUUGCUCCCAUGUAAAUUAUCAGCACCUAGAAAAAAUGGUUUGUAUCAACAGGAAAUAAUCCAAAAUGAAAUAAUAGGGGCCAUUGUUAAAAGGAUUCUUUUUCUCACAAGAGAAAAUUGACUAGAAACGGAAGUGAAACUUCAUUAGAAUUUCACUGUCACUGGGCCAGGUGCAAAUGGCCAGCAGAGUUUUAAAAUGACUUUUCUUUAUUCAAAUGAUAGCACAGAGAGGCAGUUGUGUUGGAAGAAAGUUGUAAUUUGACAUGAGUUUAGAGAAGUAGGAUUCACAAAUGCUUACAGUCAAAAAAAUGCUAUGUGCUGUAGGUUCAGUCCUAAUUUGAAAUGUUUCUGAUGGUGCUGAUAGGGUUGCUAACUGAAUGGGGAUAGCUUGGCAAUUCCAUGUAGUCGUAGUAUGUAGUAGUAGUGAUAGUACUCGCUUGGAAAUUGGGCUCUGCAUAAACUAUAACCUUUGUUCCCCUAGCAUGGAGUAUGUCCACACAGGCUUGUAACAAACACAGCCUGUGUUAUGCAACAUCUUCCUUUCCUGGGUGCUUUGGAAAAGCCAGUACUUUGCGAGUUGCGUGCUACGUCAUGGGAACUAUGGACCCAGCUUUUUUCCAAUCUCAAGAUGUUCUUUCUAAUGAUGAAGCAUUAAUGUACAUUUGAGGGCAAGGCUUUUAAAGAGUGCAGUGGUCAGCUCUGCCCCUCCACCAUCUUCCUCCUUGGAAGUUGCUGGCCAUGUGUCAGUGGGCAUGGUCUCGAAGGUGUUGGCACUUCCACUCUCUUGCCAGUGGCUGCUGCACAAGAUGACCCUGUGAUUCUUCAUGCAUGUGGCAGGGGAGCCUCAGGGUGCUUUCCUUAUGGGUAGCGAUUUUGCUGGCCUUAGUUUAGUAGUUUGGGUGAAGCAGCAGACAUUAAGACGAUCUGUUCAUGCAGUUCACACUGGCUUUCACACACUCCUUCCAGUCACAGUAAGAGGAAGGAAAAUUCUAGCACUUCAACCUGAACAGAGAAUCUGAAUUUGCCCAUAUUGUUACAGCCUCGUAUCAAAUUCUGACGGCUUAUAUAUAUUUUUUAAAAAUGACCUUCCCUACCCUCCCUUUUAAUUCACUUAAUUUACUAUGGGGGAGGGAGUUGCGAUAGGGAUAUGUUACCCAAGGGCAGGAUCACUUUUAAACUGUAGUUUUUAUAAGAUGUUAUAAACUUGUAUCUUUUUACCA